GUGAGAGCGCCGCGAAGUGCCAUUGGGAGCUCGCGUUCCGACGCGACCAGACCGUGUUGCGAGCGCCCGGGGGCGCCGGCGGCACUCUUGCGAGCGCCCGGGGCAGCCGGCGAAUCUGUUCCGUCGGCCGCGGGGGGCAGACCAAGUGAGAGCGCAGCGAAGUGCCCACUGGGAGCUUACGUUCGACGCGAACAGACAGCCGGAGGCACUCAUAUCACCUCUGGUGGCGCGUUCAGGGACAGAGAGCCAUGCCGUGCGUCGUCGAGAGCGGCCUCGAGGCGCGCGAGGCGGACAGCUUCGAGUACCGCCGGGCGGCCCUGGACCGGCUGCGCGACCGCGGCCUGCUGAGCGAGCGCGAGCACCGGCGAAAGCUGGCGCGCGCGCGCUCGCGGCUCGCGGAGCUCGAGCGCGCGCGCGCGGCCGAGGAGGCGGCGCGCGCGCGGGCCGCGGCGGCGGCCGUUGCCGAGCGGCGGCGCGCGGCGGACGCGGAGCGCGCGCGCGAGCGGCUCCGCGGCGCGUCCUACGGCGUGGACCACCUGCCGUCGCUCUGGUUCGCGGCGGUCGUCAUCCAGAAGACGUGGCGCGGCGUCCUCUGCCGCGUCGUCGCGAAGGCCAUCGUCAUCCAGAAGUACUGGCGCGGGUGCUUCACGCGGAAAACCGCGCGCCGGCAGCGCGUGGCCGCCCAGGCCAUCGUCAUCCAGAAGUACUGGCGCGGCGCGGCGACGCGGCGGCGGCCGCGCCGCGCCCUCCGCGCCGGCGCGCGGUCCGUCGCGGCGGCGCGGAGCUUCCGGGGCCUCUAG
This is a messenger RNA of Pelagomonas calceolata, 800 nucleotides long. The record is from the annotation of a GenBank genome assembly. Lineage: Eukaryota; Pelagophyceae; Pelagomonadales; Pelagomonadaceae.